Acanthopagrus latus (yellowfin seabream) is the source of this 1265-nucleotide messenger RNA. Its product is annotated as peroxiredoxin-6-like. The transcript has 5 exons. Lineage: Eukaryota; Metazoa; Chordata; Actinopteri; Spariformes; Sparidae. Gene Ontology annotation, molecular function: peroxiredoxin activity. Gene Ontology annotation, cellular component: mitochondrion; cytosol. Gene Ontology annotation, biological process: cell redox homeostasis; cellular oxidant detoxification. Bases 145 to 819 code for a protein of 224 amino acids. The record is from RefSeq and is a predicted model, not a curated record.
GGCUCCAUCAUAUACUGCCACGGUGUGGAUGUGUAUGCAAAUCGGGCAGCCCGUUCACGCACCGAAAGUUUCCGCCUCCUCUCGUCUCUCUUCUGUCCUCACGGCCGCAGAAACAGACGCGACACCGCCACGGUCACGCUGAAUAUGCCCGGACUGCUGCUCGGAGAUGUAUUUCCUGAUUUCGAGGCGGAGAGCACCACCGGCAACAUCAAACUCCACGAGUUCCUGGGAGAUUCGUGGGGAAUCCUCUUCUCCCACCCCAGGGACUACACCCCGGUGUGCACCACGGAGCUGGGCCGAGCUGCCCGGCUCAGUUCAGAGUUCAGUAAGCGCGGCGUGAAAAUGAUCGCCCUGUCCGUGGACUGCCUGCAGGACCACCACGGCUGGACCAAGGACAUCCUGGGAUACAACUGUGAGGAUCCUGCCUCCUCCUCGCUGCCCUUUCCCAUCAUAGCUGACUGCAAACGGGAGCUGGCAGUGGCUCUGGGCAUGCUGGACCCCGAUGAGAAGGACAAAGAUGGCAUGCCGCUCACUGCCCGCUGUGUGUUUAUCAUCGGCCCCGACAAAAGGCUCAAACUGUCGCUCCUCUACCCGGCCACCACCGGACGCAACUUUGACGAGAUCUUGCGAGUGGUGGACUCCCUCCAGCUCACAGCCGGGAAACGAGUGGCCACGCCUGCCGACUGGAAGCCCGGAGAGUGUGUGAUGGUCCCUCCCAGCAUGUCCGAGGAGGAGGCCGCCGCUCUGUUCCCAGCUGGCGUCUACACCAAAGAGCUGCCCUCUGGGAAGAAGUACCUGCGCUACACGCCCAAGCCAUGAGCACGGGCAGGGACGGCACUGAUAUUCAAUAUUCACUUGAUUUACUUAAUAUUUAAAACAUUUUAAUAUAUGCAGAAAGACGGAAAAAGUUUUCUACUUUGCAGCCGUGAUACUGUUGGGUUUAACACAUUUGGAUCAUACUCUACGUUAAUUGUUUACCAGUGUAGCUCUUAUUUAUAGGACAAAUGCAAGAGGAUGUGGUUUAAUGAUUAUAAUACUAUUGUCAUGCCUGUAUACUCAUUUUAUCUGACAGGUUUAUGCCAUUUAACAGAUAAUCACACCUGUACUUAUUUUGGAAUUGUGUAAAAGUGAUUACAAUAUCUUUGCCGUAGCUGUGCCUGGUCAAAUUACUGAAUUUCACUUCAAAUCUGUACUGUAAUGAGGUGUGGAUUAUUCGUUGGAAGAGUUGCAAUUUUGUGAGACAAUAAAAACAUAAAGGUUGCUCA